Messenger RNA from Paramecium octaurelia, 1082 nucleotides. The record is from the annotation of a GenBank genome assembly. NCBI's taxonomy places the organism in Eukaryota, Ciliophora, Oligohymenophorea, Peniculida, Parameciidae.
AUGAAUAAAAAUUUAGAAAUUGAAAGUAAUUAAUUAUACACAUUAAUAAAUAGAAAUUAAUUUAUUCAAUCAAAUGUCUCAGUAAUUAGAUGAAAAACAGUAGGAAUAUUAAAAAAUAUUAAAGGAAUAAUAAAAUAAGGGUAUUUCCGAUUUAAUUUUUAUAGAUUAAAAUGAAAUCGAUGAGUUAACUGCCAAAUUAAAAUAAAAGGAAAAAGAAAACUAAAAUUUCAAAGAGUUGAUUGAACAAAAAAGUUAAGAAAUAACUAAUCUGAAGAAAUAAAAUGAACAAGAUAAAUUACAGAUUAUUAAGACUUUAGAAGAUCAAAGUAUUCAUUUUCAUUAAUUAUAUAUAGAAAACAAAGAAAUUUAAGAAAUGACUCAGAAAAUCAAUCAAAAGGAAUCAGAAUUCUAAACUAUUUAAAGACAAUUAGAUUAGAUUAAUCAAGAAAAGUUAGAAAAAGAAAAACAAUCUAAAUUAGAAUUAGAAAAAGUAUUCUAUUACAAUAUUUAUUUAUCAUAUAGAUUAAGCAAUAUCCUAAAACAUUAUUAUUUUCUAAUACCUAUAAGGGUGCUAAUUGUUAAGUAAGUGAAGGUGGAAAAGUUGUUGAGAAUAGUAAUAGUAGUUAUUAUUGUCUUUGUGAAUAAGCAAUUCCAAAGAAUGGGAAAACACUGUUUGCAUUCUAAAUGAUUAGUGGAACUUGUUUUUAUAUUGGAAUAGGAUUCAGAGAUAUUAUAUAAAAAAAUAAUUAUUAAUGUACAGGAGUUGGGAAUGGGUAUUAAAUUUAAUCAUAAUAGAUCAUAUAUGAUAUAUUCUAGUGGUUAUACUUUCUCUCAUCAUAAUAAAGAUGUUAAUGGUAAAUAAUUAUCAUUCACAUUUACAACUAACGAUGUAAUAAUAAUUGAAGUAAGUAUUGAACAUAAGUAUAUUAAAUGGAUGAGAUAGAAUAAUCCAUUAGCAACUGUUGUAACUAUCAAACUAUUAUUAGUAGCUAGAAAUAGAUACUUCCAUAUCAUAAGAAUUAUAUCCAUGUGUGUUUAAUGUUAAUUCUAAAGUUAAAAUAUUGGAUAAUAUUCCAAAUUGA